Molecule: messenger RNA, 450 nt
Organism: Penicillium angulare
Lineage: Eukaryota; Fungi; Ascomycota; Eurotiomycetes; Eurotiales; Aspergillaceae
Product: cupin domain-containing protein
Exons: 1
Coding region: 1-450 (149 amino acids)
Source: RefSeq, a predicted model, not a curated record
AUGGAGAACAAGAAUCAGAACCAAAGUCAACAACCCAUUAUCCUACCACCAGCAUACACAAAAGUGACUCCACUUGAAUCCUUCUCGGAUCCCAAAUACGGCAACGUAACCUGGCACACCCUUUUCUCUGCCCCAAGAACAACUACAGCCGAUCUUUGCGCAGGUAUCGCCGUUUGCCCGACGGAAGCAGGACAUCUAUGCGCCCAUCGACACAUCCAGCCAGAGAUAUACCACAUCCUAGAAGGAGAAGGCGAGGUUACAAUCGACGGCGAAAAGAGCAGAGUCAAUGCCGGAGCAACAGUUUUUAUCCCGGGCGAUGCGGAGCACGGAAUCGUGAAUACCGGCAAAGGGCAACUACGGUGGUUCUACGUUUUCGCAGUGAACUCCUUCGAGGAAGUCGUGUAUCGAUUUUCAAAAGAUGAGAAUGAAAAACCUAAAGCGAAGUUGUGA